GCCGCCGGUAGAAACUGGUAAACUUUUCGGAAGAAAUUCCUUUCAGGCGCUAAAUCGUUCAUGAAUGCAAAAUAAAUAUAAAAUUUUACUCUGUUAAUAGUAUAGAUUCUACAGGGAUUGCUUUUUUCUAAAAAGUAUUGAAUCGUUCAACAACAUUUCCUUCUCCAAACAACUUUCUUACCGUCUAAUGUCAAUAUCUCUCAUUAUCGUCCGACCAUGAGUGCCCUGAGUCGUUACAAGAAUUUUUUGAGAAUAAUUGAAUCGUGGCCACUGGAUAAAUCAAAAACUAAUCGGGAUUUGGGAGAAUUAAUCAGGAAAAAGGUAUCAGAUGGGUUUAAAGCGUCAGGAGAAUUAAAACAUGCCAACGAUAGCUCAAACUGUGAUUCUCAGUUGGAUGCUCUCGAAAGAUUAGUUAAGGACGUCCACUUAAAAUCUUACCCAAGAUCGAAGAAUACUUGCGCAACUGGUUUAACUUUGGAGGAAUGUAAUAUACUUGUUUCAAACGAGGGUGCGCAAGUUCUGAGCGAGAGUGAUGUAACCUUCAUGGACAAGCUCAAGGGAGCAUUUAAGAAAAAAUAAACCAUCUAAAAAGAUUGUAUUGGAACUGACGUGUUCUAAUUAUGUCUUUUUUGUUAUUUUUUAUGAUUAGAUAUUCUUUGUGUAAGUAAAUUAUUUUAAAGUAAUCACUUUUUAUAUCCUUCUUAUCUUUUAACUGUUGACCUUGUUCAUUCUAGUCCUUUUUGCGUAAUUGUUCUGUACACAUAAGAAGAAUUGAAAAUGCAAUAUAAAAAAGUAAAUUAUUCGUAGGCCAACCCCUUCUCUUAGCUCCCUUUUUUUAUUUCCAUAGUAAACUUAGUAACAGGAUAAACGCAUGCCAACUUUAUAUAAAUAAUGAAUGGCUACUCAUAUAUCAUGUUGAGACAGUUUUGAAGUUGUGUUGUAAUAGUAUACGCAAUCAGCUUGAAUCGGCUCAAAUCAGGUGACACGAAAAAUUCCGAAGAAGCGUGAAAUACCGUCAAAAAUUUCCUUAAAUUGACCUAGUAGCUUCUAAAGAGGAUUAGGUUUGAUAAAAAAAACUUUCAUAAAGAGAUAUAAUUCUAUCUAGAGUAGAUAAUUGAACAAAUAGUUUUUUUUCCUUUUUUACCGCUGAAUAAGCUUCACAUUUUAUGCAUUUAAAAUAAGAGGCGAGGUUGAAGG
Molecule: messenger RNA, 1197 nt
Organism: Dimorphilus gyrociliatus
Lineage: Eukaryota; Metazoa; Annelida; Polychaeta; Dinophilidae
Source: the annotation of a GenBank genome assembly